Pseudoliparis swirei is the source of this 1880-nucleotide messenger RNA. It is a transcript of the gene msx3, whose product is annotated as muscle segment homeobox 3. Gene Ontology annotation, molecular function: RNA polymerase II transcription regulatory region sequence-specific DNA binding; DNA-binding transcription factor activity, RNA polymerase II-specific. Gene Ontology annotation, biological process: regulation of transcription by RNA polymerase II; embryonic morphogenesis. The coding region runs from base 565 to 1353 and encodes 262 amino acids. The transcript is spliced from 2 exons. Gene Ontology annotation, cellular component: nucleus. NCBI's taxonomy places the organism in Eukaryota, Metazoa, Chordata, Actinopteri, Perciformes, Liparidae. The record is from RefSeq and is a predicted model, not a curated record.
GAAAUACAUAGUCAGGAUAUAAUUUACCUACGUUUCCCUGAUUGAAAUUAGAGUAAAUAAGAUGAUAAGUAUAUUUCCACAUUGCCAUAUUUAAAUAUCUUAAAUUAAAACUCAUUAAUGUCAGUUCAUCAGCACUGGGGAAGAAGACGUUGUUGAUGUAGGAGCCCACAGCUGGAGAGGGCCAACAUCAAAAAUUCCUGUGUAAAGGGAGAGGGGGACAAAGGGGGCAUGAAGGGGCUCAGAAUGCCGAGCCACGCCCCUCAACGGAGGUUUACAUCUGUCAAGGCACCACAGGCGCGCGACAUGGACCACAACGUUGUCGUUACAAGUCUGGCCUAUCACACACUGUUUUAGCCGAGUCACGUGGGGACAUCGACAGACUGAUAGGCAGGCAGCAAGAUGGGAGAGGAACUCAUGACACUUCACUGAAGGAGAGGCGAGUUCGUGCGUAAAAAGUUGAACACGCAGCAGCGCAACAUUGGACCAGGGAAAUAACACAUUUUCCAAAGUGAAAACGUGAAGAGUAAAAACAGCCACGGAGAGAGCAGCAGGAAUAUUGGUUGUAUGGCACCUCAGACGUGCGUGAUGAAUCCUGCGCAGGGAUCACCGCUCGCGGCUGCUCCGGGGGAGACCUCACCAGAGGACCGGCUCGCUGCUGGCAUACAAACUGACGAGCUGGACCUGUCAUCCGCCAGAAAGUCUAAAACCAAAAGUGUAGAUUUACCUUUCAGUGUGGAAUCCCUCAUAUCGGACCGGACGCCGGACAGAACCCUGCACUCACCCGAGCCGGGUUCAGGCUGCGUCCGGACCGAGGAGACGGAGUGUGCGUCACCGAGAGGACUUUGUCGGUGCAAACCAGAAGCGAUGGAUCUCAGCGACAAGGAGACGAGCCCCUGGUACCAGGCUCCUCACGCAUCCCCUACAAGUGACUCUCUAAACAUUCCUGGACUUCCCAGCCCGGCCUCGUGCAACCUACGGAAACACAAGAACAACAGGAAACCCAGAACUCCCUUUACAACCUCUCAGCUGCUUUCUCUGGAGAGGAAGUUCCGUCAGAAACAGUAUCUCUCCAUCGCAGAGAGAGCAGAGUUUUCCAACUCUCUCAGCCUCACAGAGACCCAGGUCAAGAUCUGGUUUCAGAACCGCAGGGCCAAGGCCAAGAGGCUGCAGGAGGCCGAGCUGGAGAAGUUCAAGCUGGCCGCGAAGCCGCUGCUGCCGGCCUUCGCCUUUCCCUUCCCAUUGAGCGCAUCUAUGGGCGCACCGUCCCUUUACGGGGCCCUGAACGGGCCGCGGCCCGCCUUCCCCGUCCCAGGACUAUUUGGUGGACCUUAUGGGAUGUACUACUUGUCUUAACCCUCCGACUUUGAACCGUCUCGUUGGGAAAGCUGCCUUUAAAAAAAGAUGCCUUUAUACACAGAAAAUAGCCAACACUGCAAAAGUGUCCAUUUUAUGAGUGUCUGAAUGCUAAUAUUAAAUAUAUGAGAAAUAUGUUGUUAUCGUGAACAAAAUUAUAUUUUCACACAAAUAUGUUGAUAAAACAGCCAUUUUAAAAUGACAAUAACUAUUUUCACUCAAUUUAUUUAAAUCCUUUUUUUCUUAAUGAAGACUUUCUGAGCUCAGUUUUUCAAACUAGGCCUCCACCUUAACAUGUCGAGCUGUUCUAUUCCAAUAGAGACAUUUCUUGAAUUAUCAAUAUGCUUUACAUGUUGCAGGAUAUUAUUUAUAGGCCUGUAGCUUUUGAUCUAAAGUAAUAACUUGUGAUUCAGUCUAAAACAUGACGAUAGCUCACUCAGACUUCUUUAUAAGCUGAUGGUGGAGGUAAAGUUACCAUGUCUGUUUGGUAUAUUGGAGGCUUGGGGCGGCUUUAGCUCAGUGGGGUA